CCCCUGGUGUUCCCUAAGAGCCGCCAUCUGUCCUCUACCUUCCUUCAGUCACUCUAUCUGACCAGCCUGUUCUCCGAGGUCUUGCUGCUCUUCGUUUUCUGCUCGCUCCGCUCCACAUCCAGCAGUUGUCCUUGCCCUCGUUAGUCCACGUCAUAUAUUCCACGAUGGCCUUCGCUGCGCACGCGACUCACCAAUUGGCGGCUUCCUCCAGCUUUCUCGCCGGGUCGUCUCUAUCUGUCAGAAGCAGAGGGUUGGCUACCAGGAGCGUUCGGCCGUCUUUGACCGUCAGAGCAAAUGUGGACGUGAGUCCGGAGGACCACGCGUUGGAGAUUAUGCGGAAGUUCAGCGAGCAGUACGCGCGACGCACGGGCACAUACUUCUGCGUUGACAAGGGUGUCACGUCUGUGGUGAUCAAGGGAUUGGCGGAGCACAAGGACACUCUCGGAGCUCCGUUGUGUCCUUGCAGGCACUACGACGACAAGGUGGCGGAGGCGCAUCAAGGUUUUUGGAAUUGCCCAUGUGUGCCCAUGAGGGAGAGGAAGGAAUGCCACUGCAUGCUCUUCCUCACAGAGGACAAUGACUUCGCUGGCAGAGAGCAGGCUAUUACAUUGACUGAGAUCAAGGACUUCACUGCUGGCUUUUAGGCUUUCCUGCCUGAAAUAUUGUGUGAUUUGAGCUGAAAUGUCCACACAUACUUCGACUGAACCACUUCCAACAUGCAACUACUGUACCAGCUUUACUAGACACCCGUCCCUCCCGCCUUCUCUCACUUCGACGUACUCUGAAUUUCCUGUCGAUAUUUUGCACGCCGAAAUUCAUAAGUGUUGUAGUUGACACAUUCGUUACAAGAAGGUUGCUAUUUGAAGGCCAUUUGGAUGGCCCUUCUCUGGGCGACAAUAAUUGCCGUAAAUCCAUAAGAGGGAAUGUUUGUACAGCCUACCAUUAGCUGUACUGAGAUAAGGCCACUUC
Molecule: messenger RNA, 969 nt
Organism: Closterium sp. NIES-67
Lineage: Eukaryota; Viridiplantae; Streptophyta; Zygnematophyceae; Desmidiales; Closteriaceae
Source: the annotation of a GenBank genome assembly